Closterium sp. NIES-67 is the source of this 339-nucleotide messenger RNA. The record is from the annotation of a GenBank genome assembly. NCBI's taxonomy places the organism in Eukaryota, Viridiplantae, Streptophyta, Zygnematophyceae, Desmidiales, Closteriaceae.
CUGCUGGAGGUGAUGGAAGGAACGGAGAAGCGCCCCGAGAACGACCCGGAGAAGAGCCCGUGGGUGCGGAAGAGCGCACAAGGCUACCUUCUACUUGGGCAAGCGUUGGGGAGCAGCCAAAUCCGUCACAUCAAGCCUUUUCAGCGUGAACCAGCAAAGGGACCAAAGGCAUGGGCUGCUCUCAAGGGUGUACACGCUCCUGCAACAGCGGCGGUGGCUGUGGUUUUGGAGCGGCAAAUGGCAGCACUUCGAAUUGACGAAGGCGAACCGGUGGAGGAAGGAGUGCAGAAAUUCUUCGACUUGUUGACACGGCUCGAAGAAGCUGAUCUGAACUACAGU